AUGCAACGAAAAAGGCGGCAGCCCCAACUGCAUCCACCAGUCCAAUCCAAACGUUUGCGCACCGCCGUCUCAUGCCAGAGCGCCUCAGAACCCGACAUCGACAUCAGACCCGCCUUCGCAGCCGAUGACCUCCUUUCCUCGCUAUCCGAUGAACUUCUUAUUCGCAUUUUAUCCUUAUUGCCAACCUCGAAUCUCUUGGGCAUAGCUCCAGUUUCCCGCCGAUUCCAUCGUCUCUCUUCCGAUUCACAGCUGUGGCGAUCGCUGUAUUAUAACCGUUUCGUCCUCCCACGUGCCUUAAGAAUACCUGGCUUUCGUGAUGGCUCCGCGAGAGAAAGUACGAGAGUAAACUACUCGUCCAGGCGAACAGUAUGGGCAGAUGGUGGUUGGGGUCGAAGAGACGGGUCUGGCGAGUCGGUCGACUGGAAACGUCAGUAUAAACUACGCCAUAAUUGGGCUCGCGGGAAAGCCACAGUCGAGGAGCUCGAAGUUGGAGACCACUCAUUUGACCACUCUACUUCGAGAAAAACUUUGGCAAAAGUAACGGAGGGCAUUGUUGUGACUGCAGAUGGCGCUUUGGGACUGCGAGCGUGGGAUUUAAAGACAAGAAAGCCAUUAGCCCAGAUUGGGCUCCAGGACGGGCCUAUUGAGUCAACGCCGACUUGCAUAGCCAUCGAUGAUCAAAGGUUGGAUGCAAGGAGGCUGGACGUGUCCAUUGGCUUUCUAGAUGGCAGUUUUGGCGUCUGGAGGCUGCAUCUGGACGAUGGCAGGUUUCUGAAGAGAUACAGGCACGAAAAGUCCAGCAAUGGCCAACUCAUUGGGAUCGCAUAUCGCCAUCCCUUUGUCCUAACUGCCACAGAGUCAGUGUUGGUUUCUUUGUACUACUUUCAGGGGUCACUCAGGGCAAGUCCGACAGUGGCAGCCUCGCAAGAGAACGAGGCUGUCAUCUUGGAUGAAAGCGACACAGAGACUGGAUCAGAAAGUGCAACACUUCGAGGCUCGGAAAGCGAUACGGAAGACAAUUCCGUGAAAAGAGGUCGCUCAUCCAAAGGCGAAAAGAGUUCCAGUAGCUUGCGAGACACCAUCUUACUUCAAGCCCCGAUCCUGUUGACGUCCCUAAAAUCGCACACUCCACAACCCCCAUUGGCACUGUCCAUUCGACAAAUGGCGACAUAUGUGAUUGCAUCAAUUGCAUACACAUAUCCUACCCGGGAAGGAUGGUCCAUUGGUAUCCAAGACCUUCAAAUACGGACCCAAGGCCAUGGGGCGAUCUCUGUGCCCGAGAUUGCAUCGACACGCCUCGCUUUCACUGGCCUAGUCAAAACAAAACCCUCGGUUUUUUCAAGCUCUCCCGAAGACGGACGAAGCCGCCAGUCCAUACCAGAACCUACGUCGGACGGCCCGAAGACCAUUUGUUAUACUCAUCCCUAUCUAUUAGCAGCAAUGGCGGAUAACACGUUGAUCUUGCAUGUCUGCACAUCUAAUGCUACGAAACUUUCUGUGUCACCAGGCAUCCGUCUUUGGGGACACACUUCAGGUAUCAGCGAUGCCGAAAUAACGGCACGAGGUAAGGCUGUCAGUGUGAGCUGUCGAGGCGAAGAGAUUCGAGUUUGGGAGCUAGAGGGACGUGUCAGUGGCAAGAGCACUGAAAUCCGAUCCAAUUCAGUGCCAGACACUGAGCCCCAAGAAAUGAUAGGCUCUUGGUUCAACCCAGUGUCAGCUCGGCGCGAUGACCGACGCAGCUGGGUUGGGUUCGACGAUGAGAUGGUUAUCGUACUGAAAGAGACUAAGGACGGCAGGGAAAGCCUCGUGGUGUAUGAUUUUUCAUGA
Messenger RNA from Colletotrichum truncatum, 1827 nucleotides. RefSeq names its product F-box protein dre-1. Lineage: Eukaryota; Fungi; Ascomycota; Sordariomycetes; Glomerellales; Glomerellaceae. The record is from RefSeq and is a predicted model, not a curated record. Gene Ontology annotation, molecular function: protein binding.